Sorex fumeus (smoky shrew) is the source of this 572-nucleotide messenger RNA. Its product is annotated as ly-6/neurotoxin-like protein 1. Gene Ontology annotation, molecular function: acetylcholine receptor inhibitor activity; acetylcholine receptor binding. The transcript has 3 exons. Lineage: Eukaryota; Metazoa; Chordata; Mammalia; Eulipotyphla; Soricidae. Gene Ontology annotation, cellular component: plasma membrane. The record is from RefSeq and is a predicted model, not a curated record. Bases 3 to 422 code for a protein of 139 amino acids. Gene Ontology annotation, biological process: acetylcholine receptor signaling pathway.
UGAUGGGCAAGAUGAAGACUGUGGCACUGCUGCUGCUGCUAGCCUUUCAGUGCCUGGACGGAGUCUGGGCUUUAAAAUGUCACACUUGCCUUCCUGAUGCUGAAACAUGUGCUGGUCCAGUACAAUGCUCACCGGAGCAUAAAGCCUGCCUUCAUGAGACAGUGACUAUCACAGAGAAACAAACAAUGAUCAACCAUACGAAAGUGAUUAAGACGUGUGUGAAAUCCUGCCUGAGUCCUGGUAAUUACAAGAGUGAAGAAGAGAAAAUCUUAGACAUCCUGGAGUUCAGCGUAGAUCUCAAUUGCUGCACCACUGACCUGUGCAAUGCGGCACCAAGCCAGGGCCUGGGGGUCGCCACCAUAGGGAUGAUUCUCCUGGCCCCAUUGCUGGCCACAUUUCUGUGGGACUUCCCUGACUGUUGAGCCUUAGGAGCACAAAGGAGGCUCCAACAGCUGCCUCAAGUGAUGUACUCAGGUUCUGAGUCUUCUGCAACUUGUGUGGAUUACAGGAUGCCCCUCUCCCAGCCAGGGAGUAGCAAGUAGUUGACUGAUCCCAGAUGGGACCAGCUGCCC